AUGACGGGAGAAUACUCGGUGAAAACAGGGUACUACGCAGCACGAGAUCGAGCCCCAUCAGACCAAAUCCCUGCAGUCAACAACAACUUUAAUUGGUUUUCAGAGGUAUGGGGAGGAAAUUUUGCUUCAAAAUUGAAAAUAUUCCUAUGGAAAGCGGUUCAAGGAGCCUUACCAGUGGGAGAAAACUUAGCGAUCCGAGGAAUUGAAGUGUGGCGUCUAGCUCCCUUCCGAAAUCAAUUUACCUCUGGAACUUUUACAAAUAUCAAAGCAGGAAUCAAAAUCCUCAAUGUGGCGGUGAGCUUACCGCCGACAGGAAUCGGCGCCGGCACGUUAGCACCGUGGAUCAUGUGGAGCAUAUGGAUGAGCCGGAACAACAAGAUCUUCAAUAAUAGAAUGUUCAAUGUGCAGGAAACCCUAAAUCUCGCCUCAAUCCGGGGGCACGGGAAUGGCAAGAGGCUCAAGAGAAGACACCGAUCCGCUUCGUAG
Microthlaspi erraticum is the source of this 486-nucleotide messenger RNA. NCBI's taxonomy places the organism in Eukaryota, Viridiplantae, Streptophyta, Magnoliopsida, Brassicales, Brassicaceae. The record is from the annotation of a GenBank genome assembly.